Messenger RNA from Haliotis rubra (blacklip abalone), 526 nucleotides. RefSeq lists its product as uncharacterized. Bases 105 to 452 code for a protein of 115 amino acids. The transcript has 5 exons. The record is from RefSeq and is a predicted model, not a curated record. Lineage: Eukaryota; Metazoa; Mollusca; Gastropoda; Lepetellida; Haliotidae.
GGUAAAGUAAUAAAACAAUGAAGAGUUGAUGAGUGCCGAAUAUCACUUCACAAGUGAUCUACAAAAUCUGCCUGUGUGAGCUGGAGUCUUUCGUUCGUUGUCCGAUGAUCUAUCUGCAGCUGAUGUGUUUCUUUGUGAAGAGUGUCCACAGUCUGUUCAAGGAGAGUGAUGUGACUCAAGAUACUGAUGACUGGUUCUCCAGACUGGCGGAUAAGUUGAAAAGUCACACUUUGUACAGUAAAGGAGAUGGCAGGUACUUCGGUAAGAGCAAGCGGUCCCGGAAGAUGUCUACCCAGCUGUUGUCCUGUGUAUUUGACACACUAUACAAGUGCUUCCUAUACGACAGUUUGAUGGCUUUGUAUCUGCCGAGAGGUUCGAAACACUCAUGCAACCAAUCGUUGACCGAUCAGAUGAAAAUGAAGAAGUUGAGAAACGCUGCCAGACUGUCAUAGCGGACAUGGAGAGGACCCUGGGAGAACCCUUACAGAAAUACUUCUAACUGGGGAAUACCUGAUCUUCUAGCAUC